Messenger RNA from Phytophthora infestans T30-4, 1956 nucleotides. RefSeq lists its product as uncharacterized. The record is from RefSeq and is a predicted model, not a curated record. The transcript is spliced from 4 exons. Lineage: Eukaryota; Oomycota; Peronosporomycetes; Peronosporales; Peronosporaceae. Bases 1 to 1956 code for a protein of 651 amino acids.
AUGGCUCACAUAGAGACCAAGGACCCGUUCGGCUUUGUGGGCUCGCACGUAGUUCGGAAACAGCCACGAAAGGGUGGAGAGGAGCAUGGGUGGCUCACACGGUACGACGAGGGGCUCGACUGCUAUACUUUGUUCGUGCCAGGAGGAGGAGAACCUAGAUUGUUGGCUCGAGGAGAAGUGAUGAAGUUCCUGUCGGCGCCCAAUAUCGAGCUCCACGAUGACGACCAGGAAGAGUUUCCCCCACCUGUGAAAGAUACCAGUACAAGUCGGUAUUUGGGUGUGAAGUUACGUCGACCUCGGGAAGCUUCAAGUGACAAUGAAAGCCACGUAGAUGAAGACAUACGGGGUCAUGUUACAUGUUUCUUGCCGUUUGGUGAUCGAUACUGUGUCGAGUAUGAGGACGGCUCAAUCGAAGAAAUGUCCGAGGCUGCUGUAAUUGACGGCAUAAUUGCUCUGAUCAAGUCUCCAUUCUUCUCGUCUCCUAGUCAUAAAAAGAUACAGAAUGGAUCUGUCAGGACAAGGAGAAGUAUUGAAGAAUUGGACGGAGAAGAUACAGCACAUAUUCGACGGAAGCGACAGCGGGUUGAAGCACCGACCGAUGAAAAUGUCCAGGAUAUCCCGUCCGGGUCUGAUGCUGUGGUUGGGAAUGUGUCCGACCAGCAACAGGAUAAUGAUAUCAUUUUAGUUGAUGACGCGGAGAUGGAAGCUGGUACAUUUACCGAGACGGAACCGGCUCCUAACAUUUUAGAGAUUAUGAGUAGCACUUUGGGCAAUACUACGCGAGAAAACUCGCUAGAACUGGCCAGUCAUCCAGUGGAAGAACCCAUUCUAAAGGAUGCCCCGUUCUACAUCAUCGAAAAGAAGCCACACGCGGCAAUAGAGCCACUUCCAAGACGCGCAAUGGCAUUUGAGCUUCUCCGAGCGUCGCUGCUGAAUCUGCUGGAUCAACGCGAGGCUACUGUCGUCAAGAUAGCCAUGCAGUACGACUUACUACGCAACCCUGACGUGCGAGACCGUGACGCUGUGAUCCGCUUUAUGGACGCUGACGGAUUACUUGUUCUUAAUCAUCUGUUGAACUCAUUUGCGACUGAAAUUCGCGAGCGCAUGGAACGAGAUGAUAAACUUCUUCACGUCAUGAAGAUUGUCGCGAUGCUCCCAACCCCGUCUAGAGACCAGGUGAUCGCUUCCAACAUAGGCAAGACCAUUAAUUAUCUGACCAAGAAACGCGGCCCACCAGGACGCAAAAGUGUCCUUCCCAAGUGCAUCACGGGUCUAGCGAAAUGGAUCAAGAGUUCGUGGAUCAAGAACAUUUCACCAGCUCCGAAGGUGUCGCCCAAGGCGGCUUCCAAGCCUCGACAGCCAGCGAAUCGGCGGCAGCAACAAGCUCGACGUGGCGGACGUGGUAGAUCUUCUGGACGUUCAAGUCACCAGUUGAACAGACGGCAGCCGCCGCCAUCACAGCGACCGCAGCCCCCACGUCGUGUCACUGGCGGACUCAAGCCCGAUUGGAUGAGGCAAAAGGAGAGUCUUUCGCGCUCUCGCUUCUGCAUUGAUGACAACGCGGUCGUUGACACGAGACUUUAUCGAGACAAUCGAGCGCGUCCUAUUACGAAUGUGCCUGUGGUGGCCACGCCUUGUCAAGCAUCGACACAGCAGGAUCGAAACCCCGACCAACGAGAAGACGCUGGCGGUCCUGAUGGAGUUUUUGGACGAGCUCAAAGACUUCGCUUCGGUAAGCGAUGGAAUACUCGGGAGUUCGGGAUAAAGGACCCUCCUGGCACACUGAGGCAGCCACAGAGGUCGUACUCGAUGCCCUCUUACGGCCGCUCGCAGUAUUCGGACCAGAAUGAAUCUGUCUAUGUGCCUCCUGUGCCGAAUUCUUCUCGUCAGCCUCGUUCCAUUCUGCGGCGUGUCAGUCGAUAUAAUGAUGAGCCUGCGAUUGACGCCGGAAGCUGA